Baudoinia panamericana UAMH 10762 is the source of this 6404-nucleotide messenger RNA. RefSeq lists its product as uncharacterized. Gene Ontology annotation, molecular function: ubiquitin protein ligase activity; protein binding. Bases 197 to 6262 code for a protein of 2021 amino acids. The transcript has 3 exons. Gene Ontology annotation, biological process: ubiquitin-dependent protein catabolic process; protein ubiquitination. The record is from RefSeq and is a predicted model, not a curated record. Lineage: Eukaryota; Fungi; Ascomycota; Dothideomycetes; Mycosphaerellales; Teratosphaeriaceae.
UGUGGACUUCACACUUGACCGACGCUCCUAGGCAAACAGCAUCCAGUUUGAACCUUGAGAGCGAUGCUGAACAGGGGUAGGCAUGAGAUGGCUUGCUACAGCACUAACCGGCUUGUGUCACUUCCAAUGACGGUACGGUGACUGAGACCGAACUGAUACCGCUCGGUUUGCGUGUUUCACCCAGUCUCUGCCAAACAUGGAAGCAACAACAACCUCCAAUAUCUCAUGGAUUCCUUCCGCCGCCGACUUGCUACUUGUGGUCCCCCGUCUGGCGCAGAAGGCGGGGCUGUUCGCUAUUUAUAUGCCCGAAGCCAUGGACAACAUAGCCGGCAAGAUAUGGAAUGGUGGAAGCAUUAUUGCGGAUGCGACUGCACAACAAACGGCGAAUUCUACAAUCACGAACACGAGCGCUUUCGUACAGAGCACGGCGGCAGUGCUUGACGCCGCGGUAAGGGAGUCAUGGCAAGGCAACGGAGAUGAGGCAGUGUCAUUGUUCGGACUGAUGGCGCAGGCCGUUGGCAAGCUCAAGAACUUUGGUGGCAUCUUCUCUUACCUAACCUCGAAGUGGGCGCUCGCUACCUUCACCGUGGCCAUUAUCCUUAAUCGAACACAGUUCUACGCAUCUUCGCGAGAGCAUUUACGCUUGCGGUGGCAUGUUCGGCUUGGCCUCUACAUCAUUCCAAUAUCGGCGUUCGUGGUACAGACAGUGUGCAUUCUGGAGGCAUUGCGUUGUCAGACGUCACCAGAUUUUGCAGAACUCCGCUAUGGCGAUCCCUUGAAGCAGCUUGCCAUAGACUUUGCCGGAGAAGGCGGCUUUCUGUACAAGCUGAGUUCUACGCUGCUCUUCUGGCAGGAUGACGCUCUAUGCUGCGCUGCGCAGAACAUGUCGCUCCCAGCACUGGAAGACAACAAGAGCGAACUGCGUGGUUCCAUGUCUUUGCUCUUCUGGUUCUUCCUUACUCUUUGUACAAGUCAGCUUUUCGAAACGCUAACCUGUGCAUUGCAAGGCAAGCAACCCGUCCCCGAGACCGGCAUGACCAUCUUCGAGCAUUCUCUGGCGUUCGCGGAGUGUGAAGCUAUGAUCAGUAGCGCUCUCGGAUUCGGCUUGUUUGGACUACCGAAGCUUGACGGCACUGGUGAAGCGAGUAGUACGAUGCUUAGUAGAUCGGAGAUACUGCAACGCCUCAAUGUGCCACCGGAGGUCCUGCUGGUCUGUUUGAUUUCGUGCUUCAGCCACGUGGCCAGCGCUACCCUGGCAGUCCUCGGAAUACGGCAUAAAGUUAGGCUCGUCAACACGGCGAUUUGGGCAUGCUGUUACAUGAGCGCUUUUCUUUGGAGCUUCACAAGGGUCUUCUUACGUGAGGCGGAGAAUGUUUCCGACCUUGGUGUGCUCCGCUUCCCGACCGUUUGCAUCGUUGGCUUCAUCCCACACAUGUUGAUCCUGGUCGGCAUUAUGGUUUGCGGCUCGAUAUACGCUUUGGCUCUGGUCGUAACGGCACUUUCAGUACCUGAGGAAGUCGCAAACAGCAUGUCGUUUGGCCAGCGGCUGUCCUGGGCCUACCAGAAUCUGCAGGCUAACGUACAGUUCUCAUCUGCUUCAUCGAUUCGCAUUAAGAUGUCGGAAGACUUCUACACGACGCUACUGAAGAUUGGCUUCAACGUACUCACCGCGGCGAGUGAGGCGGUUUACCUCAACGAGGGCAGCCGUAUCCAUGUGGCGCAGAUGACUUGGUUGGAGCAAAAGCGCAUCGAUGAGCUUGCGUCCGGCAUCGAGAAGCGCAAGUCUCCGGCAGUGCCUUCGGAACUGCUUGGAGAAGGCAUUGCUCGCGGCGUCGAGUUUGUGGACUCGCAGAAUGCUGCCAUCAGCCGAUCACCGUACGCUCGAGAACGGAGGUCGAAGCCGGUCAGUGCACGUGAGAACGAGAUGUCGCGAGGCGUCGAAUUGGACAGUGGACUUGGCAUAACACAGCGUAGGAGCCGGAUGCAGCUCACUUUCGACUUCGUGGCGGGUAUCUUCUGGCUUGUCGUUGGCAUUCAGGCGCAUUUCCUGAUCCGCAUGCUGAAUCGACUUGGCAUCGAGCAGCGUCCUGCGUGGCUUCUCAAGGCAGCCGGUAUCGCGGAAGGGCAGCGUGCUCCUUCACAGGUCGUCAACGCGCCGCGAGAACAAAGACGUGACUUUUGGAUGGUGGGGCCGCAUGGCAUUCUGAUGGUGCCUCAAAACGACGAGGUGGAUGUCGAAAAUGAAACCCGGCGCAGAUUGCAGCAUGCGGGUAAUUACGUUGGCGAGGACGGCUUGGGUGACGAGCUCUAUGACUGGUGGCGAGGGGGCGGCUGGUUCGGUAACGUUGACAGCAGCGGAGACUAUCAGGUACGGGAGCACGAUGACGACCUUACGAGCAUGAUAUCCAUGUCCACGAACGAUAGCUUUGCGGACGAGGACGAGGACGACAGUGGGCGCAGGACGCCUACCCAACGCGAUCCACGCGGCACAAGAGAGGACACGCCGGCUUCAGAAGGCGGCCUUGAUCUGACCGUACUUUCGCGCUUGCUUAACCCGCAGUCAGCGACGGAGAGGGAAGCGGCACGCUUGCUAUCGUACAGCUUGCAGUCAAGCAGGCCAAUGACGCGCAGUCAGUACCGGCGCAACGUCGACCGCAGCCGCGCGCAGCUUUUGAAUGGCAUUCGCGGCUCCAGUAAGGCGCCUAGCGAGGAAGACGAGGAGCGCGAUCUGGAGCACUUCAUUCUGGGCCAACGCUCCAGAGCCAAGUCGAAAGCUGUGAAUGCAGGGACGUGGGAGUCGGGUGCUGAAGGCAUGGGUGCAGGUGGUCCGCAAUGUGUGGUCUCGACCGGAGAAACCGCCCCUCAGAACCGCGAAAACGACCGCCAGCAUGGACUUCGCCCGAUUGAGCCAUCAGCCUCCCUGUCCCCAGCAGACAAUACGGGAGCAGGGUUGGCAACACCAUCUGCGGAUGAGCAGCUUGCGCUCGACGAGGCUCUCGCGCGUUCUCUGCAGGACGCCGAUAAGCCGCGUGCCGGAAGCGGAGUGAGUCUGUCGCCGCAAAGGACGCCUUCGCCGCCCAGUGCGGUAUAUAACCGAAUCACAGAGUAUGAGAAGGCUUCAACGCCGCCCAGGAAUAAGAGCCGGGAGGGACCUGCCUUUCGCGUGGUGAAGAAGCAGCGUAGUCCGAAUGACGAACGGUCUCCAAUUCAGGAGCUGCCAAACGAGGUCUUGACACAUGCACUUGCGCACCUAGCUCCGACAGACUUGACGUCCGUCGCGCUCGUGUCGAAGCGCUUCCACAACCUUGUCACGGGACCGCAUGCCUGGAGAAGCGCCUUCGCUCACUACUUUCCUGGCCAGAACACGUUGGACGUUGCUUACGAUGACAGUGGAGAAAUAGCGCAAGAUGCUGUCCUGUCGGAGAAACGCGCCUUUACGCGUCUUACUGCGCUCGCGUCAUGGCGUAGCGAGUAUAUCAUGCGUACCCGUCUCCUACGCUCCUUGGGACGUGGCAAACCCGCGCAGGUGUCUCUGCCGCCAACUUCCGGCCGCUCCGGUCAAAGUCACAACGCCACUGCAAUCACCAUGUACAACUCACAGCUCUUUACAACGAUCAACCACGUGCAUGCCAACUUUGGGAGUGGUAUGAACAAGAAGCUGCCUCGUUUCAUCCAUGCCGCCGACGAUGUUGGUAUGGCUACUAGCAGCGACCCUAACGCGGCCAAGGUGGACAAUUGGGGCUUAUCUGACCCGCAGCAAUUCCUGCAGUUCAACGAGCGCUUCCCAGGUGACGCACAGUACGGACUCGGACCAGGCGAGGUCGUAGGCGUGCCAAACGUUAUGGACGUCAGCCAGCCCUACGGCAUGGUCCAUGGGGAAGGCUCGCCUGGUGGGAUGGCCUAUUUCCGGUCCACGGAAGAGCAGCGAGGCCGCUUCCUGGCCUUCUCGUCUGCAAUAUCUGCUCCCGAGCUUGGCAUACCACGUAUUUAUUCUGCCAGCGAGGCUGUCACAAGCGUUUGGGUCGCGAAGUCUGCUGCUAUCCCAUCGCUUACCGAGGGUCUCAUCGGCAUCUUGGCAGGUUCCUCACUUGGCGUGGUUACAGCCUACAGUCUUGGCUCUACUACCAAUGGCAACAGUCGUGACCAGCGAUUCGGUCGUGGCGAGAUGACUGCACGCUGGGUGCUGAGUCCAGGCGUACCGAUUAUCGGCAUUGCGGUUGAUGCCGAGCAUAGUCUCAAGCGACAGGCGCAAAACCGGAUAUGGGCGGUUGUGCUGAAUGCACUUGGCGAGGUGUUCUACCUUACCAAGUUCCCCAAGCGUGCUCACGUUGAGCGUGGCGCAAGACCGGAUGACGAGACGAUUGAGCGCACCGCUUGGCUCACGGGUCGUACUGUCUACUGGAAUGUCGUCGAAGCAAGCAGGCGGGUGGCAAGACUGGAUCCGUAUGCUGAGUCCGGCGUAGAUGGCAGCUACUCGCCUCGCUCGUCCUGGAAUGGUAUGUGUCUGAGCAAAGAACAAACCACGAGCGAGACACGCGAGAUAGAGGCUUUUAUCAUGCGCAAACCCAAGGAGUUCCACAAAGCGUGCGCCGGCUGGGACAUGCGCCGCAAGCUGGAUGUCGACUUCGCUGGCGAUGACGGCAAUAAUGCGGGCGAGAACGUGAUAGUGUUCGAGUGUGGGCUUGACGAAGAUUCCAGCGUUGCCAUCAAACGCUACACUCGCUGCAGGUUUCAGGAUCGCGCGAACUAUGCUACCGCCUCAACGCCACCGUUAACGAGCGGCAGCACCGUGUCGACAAGCUCUCCAUCUCUAUUUGGUAGUCCGCAGGAUAGGCUUACCGCCCCCGUGCCUGACUUCUCCCUGGACCGGCUUGAGGACAGCUUGUCUCGAGAUGAUUUUGCGGGCUCGAUCACGCCAAGACCGGUGUGUGAAGAAUGGCGGGUUUCGAGCUUCGAUUUGCACGGAUUCAAGCACAUGCAGAUCUUCGCGACUACCAUGGACAACUCUGUUCUCGCUACGCAAACCAUAUCCGAGGAUCCCCUCCUCAACAUGUCAAGCCGAUCGACAACCUCGUCGCCAUGGCUUUCGCCGUCGUAUUCGGCAACGCGCGCCAUUGAUCCUGCAGAUAUGCCUGGGCAGCGCGCUCGUCUGUUUGCAAUUGGUACUGCCACCGGCAGCGUCUUGAUCUGGAAUGUUCGAAGUCCGCCGUCAAGGAGUGCUGAAUCUGUCAAUACCAUUGAACCCGUCCGCAUCAUACAGACCGAUUCGCCGCAAAUUUCCUGCCUCGCCAUGUCCUCACUCUACUUGGUGCAUGGUGGUAACGACGGCUAUGUUCAGGCGUGGGAUCCGUUAGGGUCGAAUACACAACCUAUUCGCACACUCAACUCUCGCUUCUCCUCCCGCGCACGACGCAGGCUCGUUCAAGCCCAAGCUUCUCCACAGGGGGUCGGUAUCAACCUCUUCGCCGCUGGCGCGAUAUGCCUGGACCCAGAUCCUACAGUGCUUCGCGGUAUGGUCUCGCUCGGCACACAUCUCCGCUACUGGUCAUAUAGCUCGUCUGCGGCCGAUCAGUACAAGUCUCACAAGCGCAGACACCGGCGUUCUGAGCGCGGCAGCAAUAACGGUGGCGAGCGCUUUUCGGGAGCUGCGCGUGGGAAUUUGAAGGACUACAUUGCAAACGAGCGGUACGAACUGGACCGAGAGAAGCAGCAGCGGCAGAAGGACGCUGAGCGGUUCGCUGGCCGCUUUGGGACGGGGUUGUUGGAUGGAAGUGAGGAAGAGAUGAUGGCUUACGCUGCCAUGCUCAGCCAGGAGACGUUGGAGCAAGAGAGAGCCGCACGCAGAGCGUCCGACACGAGCACGGUCGUCAGUACAGAUUACAGCACGUUCGCCACGGCUGAUCCUACGCCUUCUGCCAGUCCGUCACCGCGUCUGUCUACGCCGAAGUCGGACGAGGAGUUUGAUGCGGACGUGGCAGAAGCGAUACGUUUGAGCCUGGGUACAUCACCGGGUCGAGCUCCGUAUGAGGUACCCAUCCGUCAAGCUAAGCCGAAGGGCAGAAAGGGUUCGUCUGCCCGGCCUUCACCGCGCGCUUCGCCGAUGUUGGCGGGGUCAAGCAAAGUGUGGGAGAUGAGCGAUAUGGAGUUUGCGCUGCAGCUCAGUCUGGCGGAGGAGCAGAGUAGGCGUGAUGUUGGCGUCGAGUAUCCUGCUCUUGGUGGUCAGGGUGAUGGGAACGGGAAGGGCAAAGGGAAGUCUCGUUGAGAGAGCCGCGGGAGGCGCGCGUAUGGAGGGGAGUGGUGAAGAAGCAUGUGGUACACACUGCAGUCUGAUAUUCAAUUCUAUCUGAAAUAUGUGGGUAACAGCACGCCAGUUGUUAGUCUGUGCGCAAAGGUGUCUUCCGCCC